AUGCCACCGCGUAGACCACCUACCCGCAACAAUCCUCAAGGUUCCGAGGACAUGCAAGGCCAAAUCAAUACCUUAAGGGAUACCAUCACACAGAUGCAGACAAACGCGGGGGAGAUGUUCCAGAAUAUUCUGAAUGAAAUAAGACGCAACCCUAACAACACAACCCAUAACAACACCACGAGCGGCUCGGGCACCGGGGGAGCCGGUGGUGGUGGUCCCCAACCGCCCCCAGACCAUGGAGCGGCAGGCCAGAAUAAUCAAGAUCUGCUGCUGACAUUUAGGAAGCACAAACCACCCUCAUUCCAUGGAGGACACGAUCCGAUCGUGGCUGUGCAGUGGCUGCAGGCCAUGGACAAAAUAUUCAGAGUGGUCCAACGCACCGAAGAUCAAAAGGUAUUAUUUUCGGUGUACAUGUUGGAAGGAGACGCCCAUCAUUGGUGGGCUAAUGCGUCUCAACCUUUGGAGAUGCAAAAUGCGGCGAUUACUUGGGCCGUAUUUGAAGAAAUGUUUCUGGAGAAGUAUUUCCCGAUCUCAAUCCGGGACAACAAGCAAGGUGAAUUCGACCGACUCGUACAAGGGACCAUGACGGUGGACCAAUACUACGCUAAAUUCAACGAACUACUUCGAUUGGCGACUUACCGAGGAACCAUGCCCAUGCCGGAUUUUCUGACGGCAAAAUUCCAAAGGGGUCUGUCCGCUAGGAUUACAGAAUUGGUAGCUUGCAACGACACCUGUGACCUGGCCACCUUAGUAAACCGAUGUAGAAAGGUGGAGGCGGUCGGUUUGCAAACAAGGAAAACCACGGAGACCAGCGGAUCCGGAUACAGAACUCUGAUGACUAGGAACGGACCAUGGAGAGGAAAGAGCAGAGGCAGACCAUGGCAGCCCAGGCGUGAUGACCACAAGUUUAAGAGGCCCGGGUACCCCUGA
Gastrolobium bilobum is the source of this 930-nucleotide messenger RNA. RefSeq lists its product as uncharacterized. The record is from RefSeq and is a predicted model, not a curated record. The transcript has a single exon. NCBI's taxonomy places the organism in Eukaryota, Viridiplantae, Streptophyta, Magnoliopsida, Fabales, Fabaceae. Bases 1 to 930 code for a protein of 309 amino acids.